This is a messenger RNA of Hylaeus volcanicus, 4402 nucleotides long. RefSeq names its product neuropathy target esterase sws (gene sws). Gene Ontology annotation, cellular component: endoplasmic reticulum. The record is from RefSeq and is a predicted model, not a curated record. Lineage: Eukaryota; Metazoa; Arthropoda; Insecta; Hymenoptera; Colletidae. Gene Ontology annotation, biological process: phosphatidylcholine metabolic process. Gene Ontology annotation, molecular function: phosphatidylcholine lysophospholipase A1 activity. Bases 199 to 4242 code for a protein of 1347 amino acids. The transcript is spliced from 15 exons.
UAAGUGCGACUAAAAUGGCGUUGGAUGACUCGACCGAAGUAUCAAAGGUCAUUAGUUGAUUGUAGAUAACUAAUAUUUUACUUGAAAAACAGGACUUUAUUUCAAUUCAUCUGCUUCGUAUUCCGCAUACUUAUGAAUUCGUGACGCGAUCCUCGAUUAAAUCCUGCUCUAGACCAAUGGAAGAAAUGAGUGCCCACUAUGGAGGUAGUGGAUUUAUUCAAUAGAUACAACGAGAAUUUAGGAUCGUACAUCUUUACGAGAUGGAUUGGCAAAUUAAUUACGGAAUAUCAAACAUCGAAAACCUUGUUUAUUAUUGCGGCAUUGGUUCUUAUAAUUUUAAUUGUCGUUUGUGUAAUUGUUCUUCGAAAAUGGAAAAACAAAGAAUUUCUCCCAGAAAUGAAAGAAUUCGUCGGAGUAGGUACAGGCAAGCCCAGAUUCAGAAAAAGGGACAAGGUCCUCUUUUACGGAAGAAAAAUGUUACGCAAAGUAAAAUCUAUCGGUGGACAAGUACAUGCAACAGGACAAGGAAAAAAACGAAAGGCAGUCAUGCGGUUUGCACGAAGAUUAUUGCAAUUAAAGAAAGAUUCCACGCCGCAACAAUUAAAAGUUUUGGAACCACCUGCUGAAUAUUUGGAAGAAGACCUAGGUCCUGGUGACAGAGUACCGCCAGAUGCUUUGUACAUGUUGCAAAGUAUUAGAGUAUUUGGUCAUUUUGAAAAGCCUGUAUUCUUGAAAUUAUGCAAGCAUACAGAAAUUAUGAGUUUACCAGCUGGUACCAGUUUAUUUAAAAUUGGGGAUCCGGAUGAAAAUUUAUUUAUUGUGCAGCAAGGCCUGGUCAAUGUUUAUAUUACAGGACCCGAUAGUUCCCAAAUAUCGUUAAAACUAGUGAAAACUGGGGAAUCUGUAACUAGUCUUCUUAGUUUCACGGACGUACUUACUGGGCAUACGAGUACCUACAAGACUGUAUCCGCUAGAACUGUCGAAAAUUCUAUAGUAGUCAAAUUACCGAUGAGCGCAUUUCAAGAGGUUUUUCAAGAUCAUCCUGAUGCGUUCGUUCGAGUUAUCCAGGUCAUUAUGGUUCGCCUCCAAAGAGUCACCUUUACCGCUUUACACCAAUAUCUUGGAUUGUCUGCGGAAUUAGUUAAUCAAGGAACACACAAAAAGAAACAGAGUCCAUUUUCUGGAUCACCGGUUAGAUCGAGAACUAAAGAAAAUUUCGCUACGCCAAAUACGGAAUAUCAAUCCUCUGUAUCAACUACUAUUUCAUCGGAGCAACACGAUGCAUGUGAAAUGCUUCAGCGCGAUACUUCUACUUCGAGUAGUCCUCAAUCCGUACCUAUCGUUAUCAAUCGACGGCCAAAGACUAGUUUUGAUUGGAAAAAUCAAAAUUUAAGCCCACAAUUGGAUCAGAAUUCAGCAAAUAUGGUACCAGAAUGUGAUUCUCAUUGGGCAAAUUCUUCGCCUGCAACAUCGCAACAAUCAUACCAAGGAUCGCAACCGGACGUUGUAAACACAGGCAAUUCUUACCCAAGCAAAAAACGAUCCACAACUAUCGAACCAAUCCCGCAACAAUUAGACGAAUCGCAUCUUGUUCAAAUAGCUACCGAAGCAUUCGUGAGAGAACUUGGUUUAGAAGACGAAUCGAUACUUAAGGAUGGCAAGGUUCAAAUUAGAGAAGUACCUGCUGGAACUUAUCUAAUGAAAGAAGAAUCUCAUAAGGAUGUUGCUCUCGUCUAUGUCGUAUCCGGUUUAUUAACUGUUAGUCAACGCGUUUCGGAAGGCAGAGAUGUAGGUCAAGAAGUUCACAUGUUUAGCGCUCAUCAAGGUGAAAUUGUUGGAGGAUUGGCUGUUUUAACCGGAGAGCCUUCUUUCUAUACCAUUAGAGCAAAACAUCCUAGUCGCAUCGCGCUUCUUAGUAAAUCAACAUUCUUUGCCAUUAUGAGAGAACAACCUACCGUUGUAUUACACGUAGCUCACUCGGUUGUCCGAAGGCUUAGUCCUUUCGUUAGACAGGUUGAUUUUGCUCUCGACUGGCUAUUUCUUGAAAGUGGAAGAGCAGUGUAUAGACAAGGCGAUGAAUCGGACUCUACGUUUAUUGUACUAAGUGGCCGACUUCGGUCGGUGAUUACGUAUGAAAAUGGAAAGAAAGAACUCGUUGCGGAAUAUGGGAAGGGAGACCUAGUAGGUAUCGUAGAAAUGGUCACGCAAACUCCACGAUCAACAACAGUAAUGGCGGUACGAGACUCUGAACUGGCAAAACUUCCCGAAGGAUUGUUUAAUGUGAUCAAACUUCGUUACCCCAUAGUAGUCACAAGGCUUAUAAAUUUACUUGGGCACCGUAUUCUUGGGUCUUGGCAACAGCCACACUCGAAAGGUGGCAGCAGUGAUAAGCAGCGAGCUGCUGCGACAAUUGAUACGAGACCAGCUCAAGUAAAUUUCUCAACUGUAGCUAUAGUCCCAGUAUCUGAUGAUGUACCAUUAACUGCAUUUACAUACGAACUGUAUCAUUCGUUGUGUGCUAUCGGACCUUGUUUACGCCUCACUUCAGAUGUUGUCCGAAAAACUCUAGGUAGCACUAUUAUGGAACCCGCGAAUGAAUAUCGUUUAACAUCAUGGCUCGCGCAACAAGAAGAUCAACACCGAAUUUCAUUGUAUCAAUGUGAUCCAACGUACACAUUGUGGACUCAACGAUGCGUUCGACAGGCGGACUGCAUUUUUAUUGUCGGUUUGGGAGAUAGGCCUCCUUCCAUAGGUAGAACAGAACGCGAAAUCGAACGCUUGGUAAUGAGAACGCAAAAGGAAUUAGUUCUUUUGCACAAAGAACAGAGCGGACAGCGGCCAACGAAUACAGUGGAGUGGUUGAAUAUGAGAUCUUGGAUUUCUAGUCAUCAUCACAUUUUGUGCCCUAAACGAAUGUUCACCAGGAGAUCUCAAUAUAGAAUUAAUGAAUUAUAUUCCAAGGUUCUUAUGUCAGAGCCAAAUGUUCAUAGUGACUUUAGUAGACUCGCUCGGUGGUUAACUGGAACUUCGGUUGGCCUAGUACUCGGAGGUGGUGGUGCUAGAGGUGCAGCCCAUGUAGGUAUGCUUAAAGCGGUCAUCGAAGCUGGAAUACCCAUAGACAUGGUCGGUGGAGUUAGCAUCGGUGCUUUUAUGGGCGCAUUGUAUUGCAUGGAAAAGAAUAUUACGACGACAACUCAGAAAGCUCGCGAAUGGUCUAAGAAAAUGACACAGUGGUGGAGGCAAAUAAUGGACUUGACGUACCCUGUGACAUCCAUGUUCUCUGGAAAAGAUUUUAAUAAAACAAUUCAGGCAACAUUUGGCGAUACAUACAUAGAGGACCUGUGGUUACCGUAUUUUACAAUAACUACAGACAUCACUGACUCUUGUAUGCGUACACACACGCACGGAUCGCUGUGGCGGUACAUUCGGGCUUCGAUGUCUUUGUCUGGUUAUAUGCCACCCAUGUGUGACCCAGUUGACGGCCAUCUCCUGCUCGACGGCGGGUACGUCAAUAACCUUCCAGCUGACGAAAUGUUGAGACAAGGAGCACAUCAUAUUUUGGCAAUCGACGUUGGGUCACAGGAUGACACGGAUUUAACAAAUUAUGGAGAUUCUUUGUCCGGUUGGUGGCUAUUGUGGAAACGUUGGAAUCCUUUCGCAACGCCCGUUAAAGUACCGAAUUUGCCUGAUAUACAAUCGAGGCUGGCGUACGUAAGUUGCGUACGGCAAUUGGAGGAAGUGAAAAACUCUGAUUAUUGCGAAUAUAUCAGGCCACCGAUAGAUAAAUAUAAAACUCUUCAGUUUACAAAUUUUGACGAGAUUAAAGAUGUCGGAUAUCAACACGGAAAGACUUAUUUCGAAGGACAGUCGAAAGCUGGAGUUCUUCCACGAUUUAAUGCCGACAGAGAAAACGCACGAGCGUUACGAGCAAAGCAUCAGGUAUCGAAUCAGCAAUCUGCAUCAUCGUACACGUUUACGGAUUUAGCUCAAAUGGUAUGCAAAGUCUCCAGAGGAAGUCGAUACGUAGAUUUGGACAUCGAUUCAGACACGGAUGAGUUAGAAGAAUACGAGGCAGAUCUAGAAGAAGAUGCACAAGAAGUAGGUUAUGCCUCUGAGCCUACUGCCGGUAUUCUAGAUCAGAGUCCCGAUGAAGCUCAUCUACGGCGAAGAACUGGUGUUUCCUUAAGUUUAUCAGAUACCGAGGCAGAGUCAGAACUAGAUUACCAUCCAAAAAUAUUUUAAGCCUUUUAGCCACUCUUACUUUAAGAUCACAUCUUUGUGAACGUACAUAGCACCCGCUCACUCACUCAUAUGUACAAAUUAUUACAACUUUACAAUCAUGCGUAGUUUUAUGAAAAAUGUAUUUAUACUAAAGUACAAAAAAUAUUCUUAAGAAAAAAUA